ACGUACGAAUGGAAUAAAUUAAAUAUUACAUAAGCUUGCAGAGAUGGGGUUCCUCUGUUUUUAAAUUCACAUGAUUGUUUCAUUUCGCCUUUAAAAACACACACACACACACACAGCAUCAGCAAUUUUUUUAUGCUAUAAAAAGCCAGACCCUUCAUUUCAGGUCCUAUUCUUCACUAACUUUUCUCAAUUGGGGAGCAAGUUCAAGUUGAGAGACAAACAAAGAGACAGAGAUGGUUUCUACAUUACAAAAGAGAUUCGAUUCACGCAACAAGCUACGCCUUGUUCGAUCUCUGGCCACCUAUGAAUCCUCUGCAAAACAGAGGUGUAUGUUCUGGAAUGCUGUUCUCUUCAUUCAUAAGCUUAAACUCAAGCUGGAAGCAAUUGAGAGAGAGUAUUCAAAUCUAUUGGCCAUGAAAAGAGAAUACUUGAACUCAAUAAAGCAAUUUCAUUCCCCCAAGGAAGUGAAGGUUGAGAAGAAUGGAGAAGAGUUUAAAGUGAAAGUGAGAUGCGAAAAGGGAGGGGACAGAUUGGUUUCAGUAUUAGAAGCAUUUGAGAAAAUGGGUCUUAAUGUUGUGGAAGCUAGAGUUUCAUGUACUGAAUGUUUUUGUAUGGAAGCCAUUGCUGUAGCUGAAAAUCAUCGAUUGCUUAAUGUCAGUGAUAUAACUGAAGCUAUUAAUGUAGCCAUUGAUGGCAAAUUAUUAGCUGGAAAUCAGCAUCACAAAGACAUUCCUGAGAAUGAUGCUGAAAUUUAGCCACUUGCUAACCUAUCAAUUCAAUGAAAAUGUUUCUUGCUAUUCCAAUCUUUUGUAU
This is a messenger RNA of Benincasa hispida (wax gourd), 813 nucleotides long. Its product is annotated as transcription factor bHLH35-like protein. Gene Ontology annotation, biological process: regulation of DNA-templated transcription. Gene Ontology annotation, molecular function: DNA-binding transcription factor activity; sequence-specific DNA binding. The record is from RefSeq and is a predicted model, not a curated record. Lineage: Eukaryota; Viridiplantae; Streptophyta; Magnoliopsida; Cucurbitales; Cucurbitaceae. Gene Ontology annotation, cellular component: nucleus.